GUGACAGAAAGUGUUAAUUGUGGUUGCAAAAACCAAAAAGCUAAUUAAAAUAAACGCCGGCUAUAAUAAUUUACAACGGGACAUCAUUUUCAUUAUUUAUAUUGAUUAGUAUUACAGUUAGGCGAAAAUAUAUUAAACUAAAGGAUACUAUGGCUGAUAGUAUUGAUACCCCGGGUGCGAAUAACGAUGCAAACGCUGUGCCUAACGGCAAUGAUGGAAGUGAAAACAAAAGUGGUGAUAAAUCUCCACCUCCACCCGUAACGCCACCCCCACCUGAAGUUGAAACACAGGAAAUCAUUGUUAUUAAUGAAAAUACCGAGGAACUUGAUCUUAAUCAUGGUAAAAUCGGUAAAAUUGAAAAUCUGGAACCUUUGAAGCAUUUAGAAAGACUAUAUCUUCGUUGGAAUUUGAUAAAGACGAUUGAGGGCUUAAACACGCUAAACACACUGGUUGAGCUUGAGUUAUAUGACAACCAGAUAACUGUCAUUGAAAAUUUGGAUAAUCUUGUAAAUCUGGAGAUUCUGGAUUUAUCAUUCAAUAGAAUUCACGAAAUAUCUGGGCUGGAUAAACUUCUGAAUUUAAAGAAGCUUUUUCUAAGUUCAAACAAGAUUACAGAAAUAAAAAAUGUUAACCACCUCACCAAGUUGGAACUGCUUGAACUUGGAGACAAUAGAAUACGGGAAAUCAAAAACCUAAAUGGGUUACUGACACUCAAACAACUGUACCUAGGAAAAAACAAAAUAAAUAAAAUUCAAAAUCUUGAAGAUCUUUCAAAUUUAGAAAUACUCGUUUUACAAAGUAACAGGAUAAUAAAAAUCGAGAAUCUAGAGAAUCUAACAAAAUUAGAUCAACUUUACAUCUCAGAGAAUGGUCUUACAACUAUUGAGAAUUUGGAUUACCAAGUGAAGUUAGAAACAUUAGAUUUGUCAACAAAUAAAAUUACAGUCAUUGAUAAUGUUCGGCAUAUGGUUGAUUUGGAAGAACUCUGGUUAAACGACAAUCAAAUAUCAGAAUGGUCUUCAAUAGAAUACCUUCAAGAGAACAAGAAACUUACUACCAUUUAUUUAGAACGGAACCCUUUGGCCUCAGACCCAGCUUACAGGCGCAAACUAAAACUCAUCCUGCCAUCGCUACAACAAAUUGAUGCGACUCUGUGUAAAUAAAUGUUAUUGAAUCAUUAGCUGGCGAAUGAAAUAAAAAUAUUUUUAUUUUAUCUGUCAUCCCUGGCUUAUGUGUUAUUUUUCUCUAAUUACUUAAGUGUUCAUACAAUUUGGUUCCGUAAUUAGUGAUGCCUAAAAUUUUAGGUGAAAUGUAUGUACCAUAACAUCAUCUUGGAUUCUGCUAUUUUAAUUAGUAUUUAAAGUCAAUGAUUGGUUUUUAAUCAUUUACCAAGUAAUUUUUAGUAAUACUAAUUAUUAUAAGUUUGAAAAUUUGUUUUGAUAAUCUAUUAUGGAAGGCUAUAUAAAUCACAAGUGAAUCCGUUUGUACUAGUUAACUAUACAUAUUCUACUACAUUGUGUCUUCUCUUAUAAGAUCUUGUGUAUGCAAUGAAUCUUUUUGGUUAAUUUCGUUCGCCAGCUUAGUUUCGUUGUCAGGUCGCACGAUUAAUCACUUAUUGCUGAUUUCCAUUUAAAGUAAUUUGUAAAUUACGUCAUCGACCAGUUUUCGUAUUAUUGUGUAAUAAUUGUAUGUUAUGUUAGCUUUAGUAUGGCGUAUUGUAGUUUAUAUAUGUUCCUUAGAUUUUAUGAGAAACUAUUUAAGAAAUUUCUAUAUAGCGCUCUGACUAUUUGAUAUUUGAAUCAAAUACAAAAUCUCCAUUAUUAUUUUCAUCUGCACAAAUAUUUACAUGGUAACACAUUUUGAGAUUUCUGUAUUGAAAUUUCUUAAAAAAUAUUUUUUGUAAUAUUCAUGAUCGCUGUUUAAAUUAAAAAUAAUAUGCGUCCUAUUUUAGUUUAGCUAUUAGUUGGUAGUAGUAGUUAGUUAUCUGUGUUAAAUAUGACAUAUUACUGUGCCUUUACUCAAUACAUUUUUUGAAACUGCAGCUAUUUUAGCUGCUUGGUGCAAACCUUUAUAAGUAUUAUUUUCCCAUACAUAACUAUACAAUCCGUCCCUUCGCCUUGUGCAUGUCUAACAUUACCUUCUUACUAUGAGGAGGCUAUCUCUGGAACUACUGAAUCAAGUUUGAGAUUUCUUUCCUUAAGUACAAAGCUAAAUUAAUCCUAUUAUUUCGCAAUAAUAUGUAUAUCGAUAUUAACAAAUAUACGUUUCUUAAUUGCCUUACAGAAUAAGAGAAAUAAAAAUCAGUUUUAACCAUAAACUAUAGAGAAAUGAUUUUCAGGCAGUCUCGGAAUCUCAUUCGAGCCUUGUGACCAAGCAACGCCCUCUGUUGGGCGUACUGAAUAAGGUUAAUUUUGAAUUGUGAAUAAUACUUUAUAUUUAUAAUAAAAAAUGAACUAUU
Molecule: messenger RNA, 2458 nt
Organism: Pieris brassicae (large cabbage white)
Lineage: Eukaryota; Metazoa; Arthropoda; Insecta; Lepidoptera; Pieridae
Gene: sds22
Product: protein phosphatase 1 regulatory subunit 7
Exons: 6
Coding region: 150-1163 (337 amino acids)
Molecular function (GO): protein binding
Source: RefSeq, a predicted model, not a curated record